UGAGUAUUAAUUAUAUGUAAACACUAUACAAUUUGUUUUUUUUUCUAAAAAAAAACGUGGAAAUUAUGGCCGCACACAAUUCAAGUCAACUAUUAAUAAAUUAUUCAAUUAAAGACUUGAAAAAAUAAAAGAAAAAAACAGUACUAGAGGAACUAUAGCUAAGGUUAUAAAUAGCUAAGGAUUCUUUCAUCAAGUGAAGUACUAAGUGUUCAAGAAGUUUAUAAAAAUGGAUGAAUUGAUCAAAGAGAUCAAGGAAAAUUUUUUGUCAUUGUUAGACAAGGAUCCUUACUCUCUUGUUUCUCCUUGUCCCUACGAGAUUGCAUGGGUAGCCAUGAUACCACAUCCUAACCGACCUUCUGAGCCCAUGUUCGGUAGUUGUCUGAAUUGGGUUCUUAAUAACCAAACCGAACAUGGGUUCUGGGGCAACUGCAAUAGUGGCAGUGAAAAGCCAACCCUAGAUUGUCUUACUGCCACUCUUGCUUGUAUUGUUGCCCUAAAGAAGUGGAACAUUUGUUCUGACGUGAUAAGUAAAGGGUUGGAGUUUAUGGAUUCAUCAAAUGCGAAGAAGCUCUUGAAAGAAGUGGAAGAUCACGGCUGUCCGCGUUGGUUUGCAAUCGUUUUCCCUAGAAUGGUUGAAUUGGCCGAAGAAGUUUUGAAGAUAAAAAUAUUGAAGGACGAUCAAGUUGCUGUUCGAAAUAUUUUAUUCAAGGCUAGAAAAAACAUUUUCGAAACACUAAUGAAGAAAGAGAAUGAGCAUUUAUUGCUAUGGCAUCUUGAAGUGUUACCUUCAUCAUCAUCACAUGAUUUUGGGAAUAAUAUUAUUAAGAAAGAUGAUAUAGUGAAGCACUUGUGUGAAAAAGGAUCUUUGUUCAAUUCUCCCUCAGCCACAGCAAAAGCUUUUAUGGCCACAUCCAACUCUAAAUGCUUACACUAUUUACAAGCUCUGGUUCAUAAAUUUUCCAAUAAUAAUCACAUGACUAUUGGAGUUCCCACUACAUAUCCUAUGGAUGAAGAUCUUAUAAAGCUUUGCAUUAUCAACCAUCUGCAAAGAUUAGGGUUGGCUGAGCAUUUCUCGAUUGAGAUUGAAAAUAUUCUCCAACAAAUUUAUAAGAAUUACGAUGGAAAAUCAUACUUAAAAGUUGGUAAUUUCCAUUCAUGGGAAAUGUUACAACUUCAAUUACUUAAAGACUCAUUAGCUUUUCGUCUUCUAAGGAUGCAUGGCUAUAAAGUAUUUUCGAGGCAACUCUGCUGGUUCUUACAUAACGAAGAAAUUAAAAAUCACAUCGAGACAAACUGCGAAUACUUUUCGAUUAUGUUGUUAAAUCUUUACAAAGCCACAGAUCUUGCUUUUCAAGAUGAAUUUGAGCUUAAUGAAGCAAGAAAUUUUUCAAGAAAACUACUUGAGAAAUGUAUUUCAAUGGAAGAAAAUGGAGAUCACAUAUUUCAUAAUCUGAUUGAGCAUGAAUUAAGUCUUCCAUGGAUGGCCCGAUUGGACCACCUCGAACAUAGGUUUUGGAUAGAAGAAACUAAAAACCAUGUUCUAUGGCUUGGAAAGAAUCAUUUUCGAAGGUUGUUAAGCAUUCAUAAUGACAAAUUAAUUCGUCUAGCCAUCUUAAAUUACCACUUCAAACAAUCUAUCUUCAAGGCUGAACUCGAACACUUAACAAGGUGGUGUAAAGAUUGGGGACUUAGUGAAAUGGGAUUUGGUAGAGAAAAAAGUAUGUAUUGUUAUUUCGCAAUAGCUUCAACUUGUAGUUCUUUGCCUUAUGAUUCUCCAAUUCGAUUGGCGGUUGCAAAGGGUGCUAUAAUAAUAACGGUUGCAGAUGAUUUUUUUGAUAUGAAAGAUUCCUUAAUCACUGAGUUAGAAACCUUUACUAAGGCAAUUCAAAGGUGGGAUGGUGAAGGAUUGAGUGGUGUUAGUAAGAAAAUAUUUGAUGCCCUACAUAAUUUUGUGAAGGAAAUGGCAAUUAUUUACCUUGAUCAACAAGAAACAAGUGACAUAACAAAUUUCUUAAGAGAAAUAUGGUAUGAAACAAUUGUUUCAUGGCUUACUGAAUCUAAGUGGAGUAAAAAUGGAAUUAUACCAACCAUGGAUGAAUAUCUUAAAGUUGGAAUGACUUCCAUAGCAACUCACACCUUGCUUCUUCCAGCCUCAUAUUUUCUAAAACCAAGCUUAAAAAUAUCACAAUUACAAUCGACAGAGUAUGAUAUUGUUACUAAAUUGGUUAUGAUUAUUUGUCGUUUGUUGAAUGACCUACAAAGUUAUGAGAAAGAAAAGGAUGAGGGCAAACCAAACUCAAUUACAGUGUACUUGAAGAACAAUCCCAAGGUAGAGAUUGAAGAAGCAAUUGAGUACUUGCAAGAGGUACUAAAUAAAAAGAAGAAAGAAUUACUUGAGCAUGUUUUGAUUGACAACGGCGACGAUGAUGAUGAUGACAUCAAUAAUAAUCUUCCUAGAGAUGUUAGGGUUUUGCACCUCUCUUGCUUAAAAGUAUUUCAAAUGUUCUUCAACUCUUCGAAUCGAUUUGAUUCAGAGGUUGAAUUGCUUGAUGAUAUUGGCAAAGCGAUCUAUAUUCCUUUGAAGUUAGAUGGAUUAGCAUCUAAUAAAAAGAAUUUGAUCAUGAGAAGACUUCCAAAGGCGCCACCACAUGAUUUUCCUCAUUUAAAAUCAACGGGCGCAAAUUGUUCACUGAAUAUGUGUCACUUUAGUCGUCGAGAACGUCCCUCCAAACAUUUUAUCAUGAAUGAGCUUUCUCUUUAUGCUCAUAACAAAGUUGGAAAUUGGAAAAGGAUUCACAUUAUGCCACCAAAACUCAAUCUCUCAUUCAUAUAAAUAUCUCUUGUUAUCGUUUGAGUUUAGCUAGCCUUAUGUUGGCCCCUCUCGUAUUAGAAAAUAUGUAAUAUAUAUUGAGUAAAAUAAAGUUA
This is a messenger RNA of Cannabis sativa, 2925 nucleotides long. Its product is annotated as (E,E)-geranyllinalool synthase-like. The transcript is spliced from 12 exons. The record is from RefSeq and is a predicted model, not a curated record. The coding region runs from base 227 to 2833 and encodes 868 amino acids. NCBI's taxonomy places the organism in Eukaryota, Viridiplantae, Streptophyta, Magnoliopsida, Rosales, Cannabaceae. Gene Ontology annotation, molecular function: magnesium ion binding; terpene synthase activity. Gene Ontology annotation, biological process: diterpenoid biosynthetic process.